AUGUCCAAAGCUACCGGCUUAUCUCAACACCAGGAGACGUCCAGCGUCGUAGAGCCAGGUACAUCUUCGCUUGUGCCUCCACGCGCGUCUGAGGAGGCCACCAAUGAGGAGCUGCCAGUUGCAAGCGAGAUCUUGCAGUUUACGGAACAGUACAGCCUGACGGGCUACCUCAACACGUUUCAGAAGGCAGCGAAUAUUGCGACAGGCGACUGUCCACUGAGGAGUGUCACCGGACUCUCUGCAGCCGAGAAGCUCGCAUUGCAAUGGGAGACCGAUCGGAAAUGGCACCAACCAAAGAUGCUCUACUUUACCAUACUCGUUUGCUCAAUCGGUGCGGUCGAGCAGGGAUGGGCUCAGACGGGGAUGAAUGGAGCCAACCUGUACUUCCCCAAGGCAUUGGGCAUCGGGUCGAACAGCAAGCACGAUAACUUCAUUGUUGGACUCAUCAACAGCGGUAUAUAUCUGAGCACAGGGGCAUUGGGCGCAUGGCUGUCUGAUCCUGUCAACAGCCGGCUCGGUCGACGAGGUGCGGUUUUUACAGGCACCAUCAUUUGUCUGAUAUCCAAUCUGUCGUCUUCGAUCAGCAGAUCCUGGCACCAGCUUCUCGUCUUCAGACUUCUCCUCGGCAUCGGUCUAGGCAUCAACGCAAGCACAGUCUCGGUUUAUGCCGCAGAAUGUGCCCCGGCAGCGAUCCGUGGAGGAUUGGCCGUAAGCUGGCAGAUGUGGACUGCCUUUGGCAUCUUCCUAGGGUUCGUCGCAAACGCGGCAGUGUAUAACUAUGGCGCGGACGCCUGGCGGCUGCAACUGGCUGCGCCCUUCCUACCGACACUUCCAUUGCUCAUCAUGUUGUACAUGUGCCCGGAGUCUCCUGCAUGGUGUAUCAAGCAUGGGCAACGAUACGACCGGGCGUUUAAAACCCUCUGCAAACUUCGCAAUAGUGAACUCCAGGCCGCGAAGGAAAUCUAUUCGAUGUACCUUCAGCACCGCGAACAAGUCAAAGUAGGCGAUGUCGAGAUGGUAUCUUUCUUUGCGAAAAUACUUGAACUGUUCACAGUUCCACGAAUACGCCGUGCUACAACAGGUUCCUAUGUGGCUAUGCUGUCACAGCAACUUUGCGGCAUAAACAUAAUCGCUUUCUACUCAUCCACGAUUUUCUCUCAAGCUGGAUUUUCACCCCUUGGUGCUCUGCUAGCAUCUUGUGUCUUUGGGUUUGUGAAUUUUGUAGGAGCAUUCCCUGCCAUCUGGACGAUGGAUAGUGUCGGCCGUAGAUCACUAUUGCUAUUGACGUUGCCACUUAUGGGUGCGACAAUGCUUGCGGCAGGGCUAAGCUUCGAGAUACCAGCCGAGAAUCCGGCACAUUUCGCAUUGCUUGCGACGCUCAUCUAUCUCUUCUGCGCGUUGUACUCGCCAGGCAUGGGGCCUGUUCCAAAUGCUUACUCGGCCGAGGUCUUUCCCCUUUCUCACCGCGAACUCGGCAUGGGUUUCGCAGUUGCUACUGCUAACUUCUGGGCUGCUGUCCUCUCCCUCACGUUUCCCCGGAUCCUGGCAGGACUCGGAUCGCAAGGCGCCUUCACCUUGUAUGCCUUCCUGAACGUUGUUGCCCUGACUCUAGUAUUCCUCCUACUCCCAGAAACACGGAUGAUGACGCUCGAAGACUUGGACCAUGUUUUCUCAGUCCCCACCCGCACAUUCAUCAGAUACCAAACGACUGAAUACUUACCUUGGUUCUUUAUGCACUAUAUUCUCAGACGGAAGGGAGUAGAGUUGAGACCACUCGCCCACGGGGAAGAAUAUUUGCCUCUUGAUCAAGGUGAUAGUGAUGGAGUUGAUGCUUAG
Messenger RNA from Exophiala spinifera, 1836 nucleotides. RefSeq lists its product as uncharacterized. The record is from RefSeq and is a predicted model, not a curated record. Gene Ontology annotation, molecular function: myo-inositol:proton symporter activity. NCBI's taxonomy places the organism in Eukaryota, Fungi, Ascomycota, Eurotiomycetes, Chaetothyriales, Herpotrichiellaceae. Gene Ontology annotation, cellular component: membrane. The coding region runs from base 1 to 1836 and encodes 611 amino acids. Gene Ontology annotation, biological process: transmembrane transport. The transcript has 6 exons.